AUCAGAUCCAGUUCACUGCCUUUCUAUCUGCUAUAAAUGUUCGAGCUCUCGGACGCUUGAACCCACUGCCCGAAGAUCUACCGUAGAAACGAAAAUUAUACCAUCGUAGAUAUCCGAAUGCUUCAGUAUCAUUUCAAGACCCAGUCUUGAGCCCUUGCAAUUGGCAAUUAAAUUCUUUCACGGGGCCUUGCGCCUCUCUUCCUGUCUCUUGCCCUUAUUACGUUCGCCAUGAUGCCUCGUCCUCAUUCCACAAUUCCCGCCCAUCUACCUCCUCUUCACCUUUAUCGACACAUCCUUCGCGAAACAUCGUAUCUCCCUCCAGCAAUACGUCCAGAGGUUACGCACCGUAUUCGCACACGAUUUCGAAGUCAUCGAAAAUAUGAUCAUCUCCAAAACAAGCACCGCGCCGCUGCGGCCAAUCUUCUGCGCAGAUUAAGAGCAGCAAACAGUGGCAAGCAAUCACGCAUGGUAGACUUGAUGAUGGACGCAUUUGGCAGAACAGGGGCUCGAAGGCGAAGCCUACUUUCGGACUAUAUACAACCCGAACCUCCCAGCAACUCGGAUGAUCUGGAAGCCUUGAUCCAAAGAGUUGAAGCGGAUGAAAAGCCUCCAGAGACGGCCAAGCCUAAAGGAACUGAGUUACAAAAUCAGUCCUCUCCACCUAAACCAGCCGAAACAGCGAUAGAAAGUCAAACCUCUACGAAUUCUCCAGAGGACACGAACGAAACACCGGGCAAUGUAGAAGAAACAAAACCAAAGGCAAAUCUAGUAAGAAAAGGACCAAACCCUCUUCAGCCAGCAUUCUAUGAGAAGUGGAACACCGAGAAGCUCCGAAAGCUCCUCCGCAGUCAGAGGGAUGUACAGCGAACAUCAAGACUAUCUUGGCCUAAAACCGAUAUCAAGAGUCUUAAUCCCGAUCAUGCGGUCCCUCGUCAAACCAUAUGGGGAAAACCACCACCACCAAAUAUCUAUCAAGCCAAGCGAGCAAGCUUCUGGAAGCGCAUUUCAGGCAAAGCGAUGCCACCACUUGGAAAAGAUGAGUGGGACCUUCUAGGCCGGCUCAGCAGCGGCGCUCAACAGGAAGAUCAGUGGAAGGUCCCGGAAAGACGACCUGCUGCGAAGCCCUCACGUGGUGCUACUACUAAAUCUGAUGCCUGGGAUUGGGAGGGAUAUGCUUCUCGGCCAGCCUCCCAGGUUGAGCGUCAGAGUCCGCUAUCCGUUUAUGCUUUGGUUGGACGGGAUACGGAAAAGCAUCCAUAUCAGCCAAGAUUCGACCAUCAGGAAUUUUCGCCCAGAUGGUUUAGGCGCGCUUAUCAACGAGUCUGGCAGUUCACCCCCAAGAUGGAUCCAAAUUCAAAGCCAGACAGGCCCAAUUUCAUAUGGGGUGCUUUGACAAAUCCCGCGGUCCCUCCUUCAAAAGCGCAACUCGCUAUUUUCGAGGGCGUCGAUAGCAAGGGUAAAAAGCCAAAGCCGUCCUACCAGAUUCAACGGGCGCCAAAUUCACGAUCAAGGACAGCGGCCAACCCUCUUAGGACGCGGAAAUCAUAGACACACAUUUCAUAUGGCCUCCGUGCUCAUGAACACUGAACAUUGAACUGUUUUCUUUUCCAUUGGGUCUAUUAAUCCGUCAAACUGGCCAGCUUGUUCAGACCCUCGCCAUCUACUCGCAUACCGACCCAAUCGUUCAUAGCGUAUGCACCAAUGCUCUCGUAGAAUUUGAUGCUGGGCUCGUUCCACUUGAGAACUGCCCAAUCAAGUCGACCGCCAUCAAUGGCAAGGACUUGCUUAGCCAGAGUGCUCAACAGCUUCUUGCCGUAUCCCUUGCCACGCGCCGAUUCGCGCACGUAUAGGUCCUCUAGGUAGAUACCUGCACGCGAGCGCCAUGUGCUGUAGUUGUAAAAGUACAAUGCCAUGCCGGCGGCUUCACCUUCGGGGGUAAAGAGGAGAAGGCAACGAGCGGGCUUCGUUGGUGAUAUAGGUUCGGUGGCUGGGAUAAUAGAGGCGUCGGUGUUAGGGGAGUCGGAGGGUGCGAAUGCGACCGUGGCCUGGAUGCUUUCAACGGUUGCCUGGUUGGCAUCAGGCUCCUUCUCGUAAUCGGCGAGCUCCUGGAUGAGCUGGAGAAUUAUGGGAGCAUCUUCAGAGAGCUUAAGUUAGCGCCAUGACGACUCUCUAGAGGCAUUGGAUUGGAUGUUGGAGCUUACCCUCCCUUCGGGCAUGUCGAAUUGUGGCCAUUGUAAACGUAUGAUAGUUGAUAACUGUACAGAAGCUCCAAGAUACCCUCUAUAGAGAAUUAUAUUUAUAUUUCAAUCAACCA
Fusarium odoratissimum NRRL 54006 is the source of this 2314-nucleotide messenger RNA. RefSeq lists its product as uncharacterized. The record is from RefSeq and is a predicted model, not a curated record. The transcript has a single exon. Bases 229 to 1548 code for a protein of 439 amino acids. NCBI's taxonomy places the organism in Eukaryota, Fungi, Ascomycota, Sordariomycetes, Hypocreales, Nectriaceae.